This is a messenger RNA of Gordionus sp. m RMFG-2023, 1969 nucleotides long. RefSeq lists its product as uncharacterized. The coding region runs from base 1 to 1929 and encodes 642 amino acids. NCBI's taxonomy places the organism in Eukaryota, Metazoa, Nematomorpha, Gordioida, Chordodea, Parachordodidae. The record is from RefSeq and is a predicted model, not a curated record. The transcript has 15 exons.
AUGACUUUGUCAGCCAAUUUAUGGGAUACACCAGGUGUUAAUGAAUCCAAAUUGGCUGCUCGUUUACGGGCAUACAGUGAUUGUUCUCAUUCCUGUCCUACGCCUUACACAUACAACAAAAUCUGUUAUAAUAUAGGACCCAAUAAAAGUGUUAGCCACGCUAAAAGUUAUUGCGCUUUUUCGGGCGGUGAGCUCUACAGGUUCGACGACAUUGAAAUGAAUAAGGAUAUAUUUAUAGUAGGCAAGGAUAACUUAUGGGUAGACUUUGAAAAAUAUUACGAAAAAGAUUCCGCUGUCCUUAAAGACUCGAACGGAAAGUUUGUGACGCGUGGUUUUCCCAAUAAUAUAUCCAAUGAUUUCUCCUAUUACGGGAGAACAAUGAAAUGGAUCGAUGGAAUGACCGUAGAUCCCUUAAAGAAAUGUGUCGUCAUAAUAGGAGAAACGCUUUACAGUUCCCGAUGUGAUUUUGGUCAUGCCUUCUGCCUCAAAUCAAUAUGCAAUAUAAAGCUGGGAGACGCCUGUAAAUCCGACAAAGAAUGCCUAUCAAAUAAUUGUUCGAAUAGUACGUGUCAAUGCGGAGUUAAUUUGGAAUCUGUUAAUGGCUUAUGUGUAUGGAAUAUCGCUUGCCAAAAUGAUGUUCAAUGUUUGAAUAUGAUAGAUAAUAGUCAAUGUUAUAAGAAAAAAUGCAGAUGUGUUAGUCCUUACAUUAUGAUCAAUGGAGGUUGCAUCAAAAAAAGAUCUAUCGGAGAUAGAUGUUAUAAUCAUAGUGAAUGCGAAUUCAGACAAUGCCAAUCAAGAUGUAAAUGUCCUACCGGAACCUUUCUAGAUAAUAAUGUGUGCUCUGAAGGAAGGCGUUUCAACGAAUCGUGUUCAAACAGUGAACAAUGCGAGGCGUUCAACGCGCGUAGUACUUGCGAUCCGUUAAAAGGUGUAUGUAAAUGCAAAAAUCGCCACACCACUUUCAUGAGAUACGGAUGCGGGCUAGCAAAAAAACAUUUUAAAUGUCUGGCAGCUGUUACCAUGUAUCACAAAGAUUGGCAGAUGUUCGUUAAUUUAACCGAUUACGAAAAGAUGCUGAUGACAAGGGAUCUAGAAGAUAAGAUCCACGCCCGAUUGAAACGAGAAUUCCAUAUUUUUAGAGAUCUCCUCAUGAUAUUUAACAACCUAAAUUCUUCCGAUUACAAGAGGCCCCAUUUUUUGAUGUACCUAUACCUUGCACGUGUAGAUGACCAUCUGGCUAACGUGAAGCGAGGUUUAAACGUCAUUUUGCCGGUCGAGUUUCACUCCGCUCCUUACCAAUAUUGGGACACCCCGUUAAGCUUGACUAUAGAAGAGGUCGAAGUAAAUCCCAUCAAAGAUAUGUGCAUGGAUGAUUACCACGAUGCCGGCUACAUAUUAAUGUUAUGCGCAGCGUUUAUGGCUAUCAUAUUUUUACCGAUACUUUACCUGUGGUACUUAAAAAAAAAACGAUUACGGGAAGGCCGUAACCCCUGGAAACAAGCUUAUUUCAACCAAAAAAUAAUAAUUCCUUACACGGUUCAAGAAUUGCGGGUCACCCUAACGCAACUCAAUAUAUUAGAUAAUCGAAAUCCCAAAUCCGGGCUUAUCGUAUAUGAAGAACGGGACAUCACUAAAAUGUUCGAGCAAUUUCUCAAACUUUACCUCAAAUACUAUUACGAAAUCUACUACGACUUCGAUUACAGAUACGAAUACGAUAUAGACUUCGACUAUUGGGCACGAUUUUCUAGGGUUAACGAGCACGUGUGGCCUAAGGUCGAUUACAGCGCUGAGGUCUUUGAGGUUCCCAGGAAAAUUUCCUCCGAAAAACUCAAGAAGAAGGAUGAGGCACGGAGAAAGGGCAGCAAAUACAUGAAUAUGGGUGACGAUUACGAGUUGAAGGGUUCGUUAAAUUCCGAUUUUUCGCUUUGAUAGUUAUUAAUAAGCCACGUUAUUGUCACGUGUUUUUUUA